UGUAUCCUUGCCUGCCGUGUCUCGGAGCAGGCAGGAGAAUGCUGUUGCCUCCCGUAUCUGCCAGGCACCCUCAUCGCCCUCCGGACCGGUGUGCGUGAGAGAUACCACAUCGAGGGUUCGAUCUGUGAUGACUGGGUGGUCAUGUCGUGCUGUCCGCUCUGUGGUCUCUGUCAGCUUGCAAGAGAGCUUAAGAACAAAAACUGAGAGGGAGGAGAGAAGGCGGUGGACUCUCACUUAUCAGCUGGAUAAACAGAAAGUGGUUCACAAGCUGGUUCCAGAGCAUGCAGCCUCAUUAGCGAAGCAAAACAAAACCCUGUCAUCCUUCCAGGGAUAAACAAUGGAAAGCAACAGGAUCCUUUCCCUUAGUCCCUACUGUUCUACCACCUUAAAUUGUGUCUUUUAUUUGUGGCUGGUC
Molecule: messenger RNA, 415 nt
Organism: Pogona vitticeps (central bearded dragon)
Lineage: Eukaryota; Metazoa; Chordata; Lepidosauria; Squamata; Agamidae
Source: RefSeq, a predicted model, not a curated record